Messenger RNA from Fibroporia radiculosa, 729 nucleotides. RefSeq lists its product as uncharacterized. The transcript has a single exon. The coding region runs from base 1 to 729 and encodes 242 amino acids. The record is from RefSeq and is a predicted model, not a curated record. NCBI's taxonomy places the organism in Eukaryota, Fungi, Basidiomycota, Agaricomycetes, Polyporales, Fibroporiaceae. Gene Ontology annotation, biological process: canonical NF-kappaB signal transduction.
AUGUCCUCUCUCCUUAAGACAUCCAUACCGUGGACAAAAGGCUACUUCGCGUUCCCUCCACCCGCUUCCGAUAGUCGUACGCAUUUCGCGUCUGCGACCAACCAACUCAUAGCGGAGGAACCACGCGUACUUCAAGAACAUCUAGAACGGGCCAAGCUUGUUGCAGAAGCUACAUGGAAAGAAGAAGCUUGGCAAGAGCGCUGUCGCCGCGACGCGCAACGGCGCACGGAACGCCUUGAACGAGAGCGCACUGAAGCACUGGUUGGCGAGAUGGCUUGGGUACGAGCGGGCGGUUCUCUUCGUGACGCGCUCGGACGUCGGGAUGUGGUGCGUACAGAGCAACUGCGCGCAGAGAUCCGCCUGCUGGAUGAGGAACAACGGCUUAUGACGCGGUGGAACGCGUACGAGACGCGCUGGCGUACACUCAUUGCAGCGACUACACCUAUCUCAUUUGCAGAUAUACCAUGGCCAGUGAUUCAUUCACCGCACUCGAUGGAUGAGCUUCAUUCAGGUGCCGUUGAAGAGUUUCUACUAGCUCCCCUCCGCGUGCGUGGAAAUACUAUCACCAAACGUGAACGGAUUAGGGCGUCGAUCCUCAGAUGGCAUCCGGACAAGUUGUCCGUUCUGUUGCAGAGGGUGGUGCAGGAGGAUGCAGAUGUGGUACGAGAGGGGGUCAACGCUGUCUUUCGAUAUCUCAAGGCGCUGCAAGAUUCUAUCGGGAAAAACUAA